Molecule: messenger RNA, 2938 nt
Organism: Mercurialis annua (annual mercury)
Lineage: Eukaryota; Viridiplantae; Streptophyta; Magnoliopsida; Malpighiales; Euphorbiaceae
Product: chloroplastic group IIA intron splicing facilitator CRS1, chloroplastic
Exons: 8
Coding region: 67-2385 (772 amino acids)
Biological process (GO): RNA splicing, via transesterification reactions
Molecular function (GO): mRNA binding
Source: RefSeq, a predicted model, not a curated record
UGAACUAACAGAAGGACAAACUCAAAAAUCAGUUGGUGGCAAAAAAAUCAUCCACCAUAGCUCACAAUGCCUUCUACUCAGUUCUUCCAGUUUUUCUCCUACAUUCCAAUCACUUCUUCCUUAAACAAAAAUAAUGCCCAAAAUCCUUCAUUUCCCACCUACAAAACGACAGAAUUCACACUCUCAUCAGACUCAAAUUCCCAAUCAAAUGCCCCCAUUAAAAUGCCAACAGCUCCAUGGAUGAAUGGUCCUCUCCUUCUCCAACCCCAUGAAGUUCUUAACCUUUCAAAAUCCAGAAAAAAUAACCCUUCAAAGAAAGCUCAAAUUGAAAAAUCUGAUAAGGCUUUAACGGCUAAAGAAAGUGGGGUGAGAGGGAAUAAAGCAAUGAAAAAUAUUAUCAAAACCAUUGAAAAACUGCAAAAGGAUGAAGCUUUAGAGAACACCCAGUUCAAUUCUGAGGUUUUUGAGAAAACCCAAGUGAGAAAUUCUGAGGGUUUUGAGAUUGUGGACAAAUUGGCUCAAAUUGGAGGCAAUGGGGAUAGAAAAAAGCUACAACCUUGGGAAAGUGAAGAGAAAAUUCCAGUGAAACUUGAGGCUUUUGAGAUGGUAAAAAAGCCGAGUCAGAGUGAUGGAGAUGGAGAGUUUAGAAAGAUGCAACCUUGGGAGAAGGAGGACAAGUUUGUGUAUUGGAGAAUGAAGAAGGAGAAGGUUGUUACUAAGGCUGAGUUGAGUCUUGAUAAGGAGUUGCUUGAGAAAUUGAGAAGUGAGGCUGCAGAAAUGAGGACAUGGGUGAAGGUGAUGAAAGCUGGGGUGACACAGAGUGUAGUUGAUCGGAUAAGACUUGCUUGGAAUACAAAUGAGCUUGCAAUGGUUAAGUUUCAUCUUCCUUUGAGCAGAAAUAUGGAUAGGGCAAGAGACAUUUUGGAGAUGAAGACUGGGGGCUUGGUUGUUUGGACUAGGAAAGAUAUCCAUGUUAUCUACAGAGGAUGUAAUUUGUUUUCAGAAAAAAGUUCCGGCGUAAGUACCGUGAAUGAAAAAAUUGGCAGCAAGGAUGGAGAAGAGGAGUAUCUAUCGACCAGCGUCUUUAUAAAAGAUGCUGAUAAAGAACAAAUUAAUGGUUCUUUGUUUGAGAGAGAAGUUGAUAGGUUAUUGGAUGGCCUGGGACCUCGUUAUGUUGACUGGUGGAUGCGUAAGCCUUUGCCAGUAGAUGGAGAUUCACUUCCGGAAGUGGUUGCAGGUUUUACGACUCCAUUUAGGUUUCAAUAUGGUAGAUCCAAGCUGUGGGAUAACGAAUUGACGUACUUGAGGAAGUUGGCUCGUGCUCAACCUACUCAUUUUGUCCUUGGGAGGAACAGAAGACUUCAAGGAUUGGCUGCUGCUAUCUUAAAACUAUGGCAAAAGAGUCUUAUAGCUAAGAUUGCUGUGAAGUGGGGAAUUCCAAAUUCUGACAAUGAGCAAAUGGCAAAUGAGCUAAAGCAUCUUACAGGAGGAGUUCUGCUACUUCGAAAUAAGUACUUUAUUAUUCUCUUUAGAGGCAAAGACUUUCUUCCUUGCCAAAUUGCAAGUUUGGUAGAGGACAGAGAAGAUGAGCUUAAAAGCUGCCAGCUCAAUGAAGAAGCUGCUCGGCUGAAAGCAACUGAAAGUGAAACAUGUGUUUUGAAUAAUGAAUUCAUGGCAACCACUAGCAAACUUGGAACUUUAAAUGAAUAUCAGGAUAUACAAGUCAAAUUUAAGGAGCUUGAACAGGAAAAUAGGGACUCUAAACUUCAGUUAGAAGCUAAAAGGGAAAAAUUAGAGAAGGAACUCAGGAUCCAAGAAUACAAGCUUCUUAUUCUUCAAAGAAAGAUAGAGAAGGCAGCUCGGGAGUUGUCUAAGUUGAAUGCUGCAUGGGCACCAGCUGAGCAGGAUGCCGACCUCGAAAUGAUGACAGAAGAAGAGAGAGAAUGCCUAAGAAAAAUAGGUUUGAAGAUGCAUAGCAGCUUAUUGCUUGGUAGGCGUGGGGUCUUUGAUGGUGUUAUAGAAGGUUUACAUCAGCACUGGAAACACCGGGAAGUGGUCAAGGUCAUAUCUAUGCAGAAAAUGUUUGCACAGGUCAUUCGUACUGCCAAGUUUCUUGAAGCAGAAAGUGAUGGCAUUUUGGUAUCAGUAAACAAGCUAAAAGAAGGUCAUGCAAUAAUUAUUUAUCGUGGAAAAAAUUACAGACGUCCUCCAAAGCUUCUCAAUAAUCUUCUAACUAAAAGAGAAGCAUUGCGGAGAUCUCUUGAAAUGCAGAGGAUUGGAUCAUUGAAGUUUUUCGCAUAUCAGAGGCAAUACGCGAUCAGAGAAUUAAAAUUCGAAUUGGCACAGCUUCAGGGAUCUGAGGAAAGAAUUCUGAAAAAAUUAUAAACUACAAUUGGAUCCUUAUGAUUAACAGAGAAGUGGCGAGUGGGUCAAUCUUUUUUCUUCACUUUCCUAACAAUUCAUGACAAGCUACUGUUUUCAGUCAAAUUGUAACCUAAACCCAUAGUCUUUGACUAUAACCAAAUCAGUUAACUCGUUUCUAGACCUUGUAGACCACAUUGAUAUCAGUUAAGAUGCUGUUACCGCACAUUCUCAAGCAACCACCAAUUGAAGCUGCAACGAAUGACUCAUCAAAGUAGUUUCUGGUGGUGCUGGUGCUAAUUGUAGCAGAAUUGAACCAACCGACUUCUACAGAGCUUUGGAAUGGAAGAGCUAUUAUAAUAUGUAUCAUGAGAAGGUUGACUGCCUGAGUUAUAAAUAAAUGCAAUAAAGGGGAUAUUAACAAAGCUUUCUGGGAAAUUUGUCUACAAAUCUGCUAUGCGAUUAUCAGACUCCUUCUAAUGUCAAUUUUAGGAAUUUACUUUCCAUCAGGGCGAUUCUUUCACAAACUCAGUAAAGCUGGCUAACUGCUGACAAAUGACAUCCACCAUUUCAAAAG